This is a messenger RNA of Acinonyx jubatus (cheetah), 9021 nucleotides long. RefSeq names its product dedicator of cytokinesis 10 (gene DOCK10). Bases 1714 to 8334 code for a protein of 2206 amino acids. The record is from RefSeq and is a predicted model, not a curated record. Gene Ontology annotation, biological process: small GTPase-mediated signal transduction; regulation of cell migration; positive regulation of GTPase activity. The transcript is spliced from 57 exons. NCBI's taxonomy places the organism in Eukaryota, Metazoa, Chordata, Mammalia, Carnivora, Felidae. Gene Ontology annotation, molecular function: guanyl-nucleotide exchange factor activity.
CCCGACGUGGGGCUCGAACUCACGGACCGCGAGAUCAUGACCUGAGCCGAAGCCGGACGCUCAACCGACUGAGCCGCUCAGGGGCCCCGAUGUCAGUUUUUUUCAAUACAUACAAGCCAGAUAGGUUAAACUGCAGCCUGUCUUCAGUAAAUGCCCCAGUUGUUUGCAGUAAAAGUGGUUUAGAUUAGCACCCGGGCACUCUGACAAAGGUCUGGAGGGGUUAGGGGACUUGCCAGCACCAUUAGCAUUUUUUUCUUCUUUUUCCAGCAGCACUAAAAUAUGUUUGCUCAAAACAGAGGGAGAUGAAAAACUACUGGCAGCCUGUACCUCUUAGAAGAAAAAAAAAAUGUUUUACUUCUCUGGCAAACGUACCAAUUAAAUAAUGCUGUGUUGUGACAGAUUACUGAGCAAUUAAUGCCUAAUUGAGCCGCGUGCUAGACGCUUCUGGGAGAGCAACUUCCCCGGAGCUGGAGUGGCCACACCUCGGAGCAAAACCAACCUGCCUUCACACUUUCUGCAGCACCCUGUACGCUCAGGAGCCCAGAAACCAAAGAAAACAUUUUUCCUUUGAAUCCCUGAGAGUUACACUGGAAGGAUUAGCUUGACAGAAAAGAUCCCGACAUUGCAAAUCCUACUGGGGAUUUCAUACUUUCCUCGUUUGUAAGCAAAAUCCAUUUGCUGUGAGAUAUUUUUAGUGCAAGCAUCCCUUGUUGUGCUAUUCUCUUACAGUAUACCAUUAGAUCUUGAAGCCAUUCCAAGCAGGUCACGUGAUUUCUAAGCAUCUCUUCGGUCCCCUCCUAAGUGACUAGUCUCGUAGGAGCCAGGGAAUACUAGACUCUUAACUACCGAAGACCUCAACGUCCUUCCUGAAGCCUUGAACGCUUAUUGAUAGGAUGUGAAAAUGCUUUACAGCUGCUUUUUCUAAGAGGUCACUUGGCAGAGCUCGCCGAGUGACCUCAGUAAUAGAGAUAUUUUCAGCCCCACGAGCCGCCUAUGUAAAUAUAAAAAUGUAUUAGGCUGCAGAACUGCAUGUGUGGGAACAGAACAACCCUACCAUUGAAAGGAAAUCGCAGGGGGAACACUGGUGUCACUCAUGUGGGUUUGGUUAAGGCGCGCAUGCUUUUGAUAAAUCGUUUUGAUUCAGCGGCUCCACGUUUCGGAUGAGCCCAUUUCAUGUCUGGAACUUAAGGGCUAUAAAAAGUAACAUCCCAAUCACUUAGUGAGGUGUCUAGCAAGAUAUCCUUCCCGAAGUGUUUACGCUGAAAAAGAAAGCAAUCAUUUUCACUCUUUAUAUGACACUCAUUUGCCUUGGGAAAAUGUCAGUGUGGAGUUAGAUUUCCAGUUGUUUGGUUGAAAGAGAGUUAUUUAUUCGAGUGUCUGGGUGGAAGUGAUGUAUUUAUUCAGACCUCUGAAACUAGAAUCGGAGAGAAUUGUUGCAACGAGCAGGAAGCACGUUCUUGAGAUGAAUUGAGAAAUAACUCUCCGGGCGAAACGCUCUAAUAUUCCUGAGUGCGUUCAGUUUCAGUGGAUCAAAUCUUUCCCAUCUCUGCAUCCAAGCUAUUUGGCGGUGAUCAGAUGAUCAGAGCUCAAGAAAGCGAUUGGAGAGUCAGCUGGCUGCAGCUGCAAUGUAGGCUGUUUUCAGGGACAAGGAGCCACUGUUUUUCCAACAUAGCAUCAACAUAGAAGUUAUUUUGUAGGCUCCACGAUGCAGCUAUGGGCUGCACGGCCAGCAUUGUUCUGCUUCAGGCUUUCCGUUCUGUGGUCCAGAGGAGCUGUCCACACAUUUGUAGACGACGCCAAGAGGAACCAUCCCACGAGAUUGUGCCUCUGGAGAGCGAGGACGAGAUGAGUAGACCCAGAACCCUCAUUAUCAUGCAGGAAAAGCCCAGACUUCUCGAGCCUUUGGAUUAUGAAACCGUCAUUGAAGAACUUGAAAAGACCUAUCGGCAUGAUCCCCUUCGAGAUCUCCUGUUCUUCCCCAGUGACGACUUUUCAACGGCCACCGUGUCUUGGGAUAUCCGCACACUGUACUCAACGGUACCCGAAGACGCAGAACACAAAGCAGAAAAUUUGCUGGUGAAAGAGGCUUGUAAAUUUUAUAGCUCCCAAUGGUAUGUGGUAAACUACAAAUAUGAACAAUAUUCUGGAGACUUCCGACAGUUACCCCGAGCAGAAUACAAACCAGAGAAACUUCCUUCACAUUCCUUUGAGGUGGACCAUGAAGACGCUGAUAAGGAUGAAGAUACCACCUCCCACUCAUCUUCUAAGGGCGGUGGGGGAGCUGGAGGAACCGGAGUUUUCAAGUCUGGCUGGCUCUACAAGGGGAAUUUCAAUAGCACCGUGAACAAUACCGUUACUGUUCGGUCAUUCAAAAAGCGCUACUUCCAGCUGACUCAGUUGCCAGAUAACUCCUACAUCAUGAAUUUUUACAAAGAUGAAAAGAUAUCCAAAGAGCCCAAAGGCUGCAUCUUUUUGGAUUCCUGUACAGGUGUGGUGCAGAAUAACAGACUAAGAAAAUAUGCUUUUGAAUUGAAAAUGAAUGACCUAACUUAUUUUGUGCUGGCGGCUGAAACAGAGUCAGAUAUGGAUGAAUGGAUCCACACCCUGAACCGCAUCCUGCAAAUCAGUCCUGAGGGGCCACCUCAGGGGAGGAGGAGCACGGAGCUUGCAGAUCUGGGGCUGGAUUCGCUGGAUAAUUCUGUAACUUGUGAAAGCACACCAGAGGAAACAGAGUCUUCAGAGAACAGCCCACACCCAGACUUCGCAAAAUACCUCACAGAAACUGAAGAGACUGUCAAAACAACUCGAAAUACGGAGAGGUUAAAUCUGUUCUCGCUGGAUCCAGAUAUAGAUACCUUGAAACUUCAGAAAAAGGACCUUUUCGAACCCGACCUUGGGAUCAAACCAUUUGAAGAAAAAGCCGCCAAGAGAAUUAUGAUCAUCUGUAAAGCUCUCAACUUAAAUCUUCAGGGAUGUGUUACGGAGAAUGAGAAUGACCCAAUAACAAAUAUUGAGCCUUUUUUUGUGAGUGUGGCACUUUAUGACCUCAGAGACUGCAGGAAGAUUUCUGCGGAUUUUCAUGUGGAUCUAAAUCACACUGCUGUCAGACAGAUGCUCUCGGGGGCUUCCGUGGCUUUGGAAAACAGAAACAUUGACACUGUUUCCCCAAGACAAUCAGAAGAACCUCACGCCAAGGGAUUUCCAGAGGAAUGGCUAAAAUUUCCAAAGCAGGCUAUAUUUUCUGUAAGCAAUCCACAUUCUGACAUUGUUUUGGUGGCCAAAAUCGAGAAAGUACUGAUGGGGAACAUUGCAAGUGGUGCUGAACCUUAUAUUAAAAAUCCGGACUCCAACAAGUAUGCACAAAAGAUACUGAAAUCCAACAGGCAGUUCUGCAGCAAGUUGGGGAAGUACCACAUGCCGUUUGCUUGGGCAGUAAGAUCAGUAUUUAAGGACAACCAGGGAAAUGUGGACAGAGACUCAAGAUUUUCACCAUUGUAUAGACAAGAAAGUAGCAAGAUUUCAACCGAGGACCUCCUAAAACUAGUGUCAGAUUACAGAAGGGCUGACAGAAUAAGCAAAACGCAGACCAUCCCUGGAAGCCUGGAUAUUGCUGUGGACAACAUUCCUUUGGAGCAUCCAAACUGUGUAACAUCGUCCUUUAUCCCUGUCAAGCCUUUCGAUGUGACGGCUCAACCAGAACCCACGGUGGAGGUGGAAGAAUUUGUUUACGACUCAACAAAGUAUUGUCGUCCUUAUAGAGUAUACAAAAAUCAAAUUUACAUUUACCCCAAGCACCUCAAGUAUGAUAGCCAGAAAUGUUUCAACAAGGCUCGAAACAUAACCGUGUGCAUUGAAUUCAAAAACUCUGACGAAGAAGGUGCCAAGCCCGUGAAGUGUAUUUAUGGAAAACCUGGAGGGCCUCUCUUCACCUCAGCUGCCCACACAGCAGUUCUGCACCAUUCCCAGAAUCCGGAUUUCUCUGACGAGGUGAAAAUCGAGCUCCCAACACAGCUCCAUGAGAAACACCAUAUUUUGUUUUCUUUUUAUCACGUCACUUGUGACAUAAAUGCCAAGGCUAACGCCAAGAAAAAGGAGACUCUGGAAACAUCAGUUGGGUAUGCUUGGCUUCCACUGAUGAGACAUGAUCAGAUUGCUUCUCAAGAGUACAAUAUCCCAAUAGCAACAAGCCUGCCUCCUAAUUAUUUAAGCGUUCAAGAUUCUGCGAGUGGGAAGCAUGGCGGAAGUGACAUUAAGUGGGUCGACGGUGGAAAGCCUCUCUUCAGAGUGUCAACAUUUGUGGUGUCCACAGUGAAUACUCAGGAUCCCCACGUGAGCGCGUUUUUCCGACAGUGCCAAAAAAGGGAGAAAGAUAUGUCUCAGUCGCCUACCUCGAAUUUCAUCCGCUCUUGUAAGAACUUACUGAAUGUGGAAAAGAUUCACACAAUCAUGAGUUUUCUGCCUAUAAUCUUGAAUCAGCUGUUCAAGGUGCUGGUACAGAGCGAGGAAGACGAAAUAAGUACAGCCGUGACCAGGGUUCUGACCGACAUCGUGGCCAAGUGCCAUGAGGAACAGCUGGACCACUCCAUCCAGUCGUACAUUAAGUUCGUGUUCAAGACCAGGGCAUGCAAGGAGAGAACUAUACAUGAGGAGCUGGCUAAAAAUGUGACUGGUCUUUUGAAAUCCAAUGACACCCCAACAGUAAAGCAUGUCCUCAAGCAUUCUUGGUUCUUCUUUGCAAUUAUCCUCAAAUCAAUGGCACAGCACUUGAUUGACACAAAUAAAAUUCAGCUUUCUCGGACUCAAAGAUUUCCUGAAUCUUACCAGAAUGAAUUGGACAAUCUUGUAAUGGUCCUAUGCGAUCACGUGAUUUGGAAGUACAAAGAUGCACUUGAAGAGACAAGAAGGGCAAAUCAAAGCGUUGCCAGAUUUCUUAAGCGCUGUUUUACAUUUAUGGACCGGGGCUUUGUAUUUAAGAUGGUUAACAAUUACAUCAGCAUGUUCUCCUCUGGUGAUCUCAAGACCUUAUGCCAGUAUAAAUUUGAUUUUCUUCAAGAAGUAUGUCAGCAUGAGCACUUUAUUCCUUUGUGUCUCCCCAUAAGAUCCGCAAACAUUCCAGAUCCCUUGACGCCUUCAGAAUCAACUCAAGAGUUACAUGCAUCAGAUAUGCCUGAAUAUUCGGUCACGAAUGAAUUUUGCCGCAAACACUUCUUAAUUGGAAUUCUGCUUCGAGAAGUUGGCUUUGCCCUGCAAGAAGACCAGGACAUCAGGCACUCAGCUUUAGCUGUCCUAAAAAAUCUAAUGGCUAAGCAUUCCUUUGAUGAUCGAUACAGAGAACCCGAGAAACAGGCCCAGAUAGCAAGUCUAUACAUGCCCCUGUAUGGCAUGCUUCUGGACAAUAUGCCAAGGAUUUACCUGAAGGACUUAUAUCCUUUUACCGUCAACACAUCCAAUCAAGGGUCUAGAGAUGACCUCAGCACCAAUGGAGGAUUUCACAGCCAGUCGGCUAUGAAACAUGCAAAUUCUGUGGAUACAUCAUUUUCUAAAGAUGUUUUAAAUUCCAUAGCAGCAUUUUCAUCAAUAGCUAUUUCUACAGUAAACCAUGCUGACUCCAGAGCAUCCCUGGCAAGUCUUGACUCCAACCCAAGCACCAAUGAGAAGAGCAGCGAGAAAACAGACAACUGCGAAAAGAUCCCUAGACCCUUGUCUUUGAUAGGGUCAACCCUUCGAUUUGACAAGUUAGAUCAAGCAGAAACCAGGAGCCUUCUCAUGUGCUUUCUUCACAUUAUGAAGACAAUUUCAGAGGAGACGCUGAUUGCCUACUGGCAAAGAGCACCCAGUCCAGAGGUGUCUGACUUCUUCAGCAUCUUGGAUGUUUGUCUUCAAAAUUUCAGAUACCUAGGAAGACGCAAUAUAAUAAGGAAAAUUGCUGCGGCAUUUAAAUUUGUGCAGUCCACCCAGAACAAUGGAACUCUCAAAGGCUCUAACCCUUCCUGCCAAACAUCAGGUCCCUUGCCACAAUGGAUGCAUACCACGUCCGCUCAUGAAGGACAUAAGCAGCACCGAUCACAAACUUUACCUAUAAUUCGAGGCAAAAAUGCACUUUCUAAUCCCAAACUUUUACAGAUGUUAGACAAUACUAUGUCCAGCAACUCCAAUGAAAUAGACAUCAUGCACCAUGUGGACACAGAGGCCAAUAUAGCUACAGAGGUGUGCCUGACUAUCCUAGACCUGCUAUCACUCUUCACCCAGACUCACCAGAGACAACUCCAACAAUCUGAAUGUCAAAAUUCCAUGAUGAAAAGGGUCUUUGACACCUACAUGGUCUUUUUCCAAGUCAACCAGUCAGCCACAGCGCUGAAGCACGUGUUUGCCUCCUUGAGACUGUUUGUUUGCAAGUUUCCUUCAGCGUUCUUUCAAGGGCCUGCCGACCUGUGUGGAUCCUUCUGCUAUGAAGUCCUAAAAUGCUGUAACCACAGGUCACGGUCAACUCAGACAGAAGCAUCAGCCCUUCUCUACUUUUUCAUGAGGAAGAAUUUUGAAUUUAACAAGCAGAAGUCAAUUGUCCGGUCCCACUUACAACUUAUCAAGGCUGUAAGCCAGUUAAUCGCCGAUGCUGGGAUUGGAGGCUCUCGGUUUCAGCAUUCCCUUGCAAUUACCAACAAUUUUGCUAAUGGAGACAAGCAGAUGAAAAACAGCAACUUCCCAGCAGAGGUGAAAGAUCUGACAAAACGUAUAAGGACUGUUUUGAUGGCCACAGCUCAGAUGAAAGAGCAUGAGAAGGACCCCGAGAUGCUGGUGGAUCUCCAGUACAGCCUGGCAAACUCCUAUGCAAGCACCCCUGAGCUGCGCAGGACCUGGCUGGAAAGCAUGGCCAAGAUUCACGCAAGAAACGGCGACUUAUCCGAGGCCGCGAUGUGUUACAUCCACAUAGCUGCCCUCAUUGCGGAAUACCUGAAAAGAAAAGGUUACUGGAAAGUGGAAAAGAUUUGCACACCAUCCCUGCUCCCGGAGGAUACCCAUCCCUGUGAUAACUACCCAUUACUAACAGCUCCCAGCGGAGGAAGCAUGUUCUCUAUGGGCUGGCCAGCUUUUCUGAGCAUUACACCAAAUAUUAAAGAAGAAGGAGCAAUGAAAGAAGAUUCGGGAAUGGAAGACACACCGUACAAUGAGAAAAUCCUGGUGGAGCAGCUCUACCUGUGUGCGGAGUUUCUUUGGAAGUCUGAGCGAUAUGAACUCAUCGCUGACGUCAACAAACCCAUCAUCGCUGUCUUUGAGAAGCAGAGAGACUUCAAGAAAUUAUCAGAUCUCUACUACGACAUUCAUCGGUCGUACCUAAAAGUUGCAGAGGUGGUGAACUCAGAGAAGAGGCUGUUCGGUCGCUACUAUCGUGUAGCCUUUUACGGGCAGGGCUUUUUUGAAGAGGAGGAAGGUAAGGAGUAUAUUUAUAAAGAGCCUAAGCUGACGGGCCUCUCGGAGAUUUCUCAAAGACUGCUCAAGCUCUAUGCGGAUAAAUUUGGUGCAGACAAUGUGAAGAUAAUCCAGGAUUCCAACAAGGUAAACCCCAAGGAUCUGGACCCUAAAUAUGCCUACAUCCAGGUGACCUAUGUCACACCAUUCUUUGAGGAAAAGGAAAUCGAGGACCGGAAGACGGAUUUCGAGAUGCACCACAACAUCAACCGCUUCGUCUUCGAGACACCCUUUACGCUGUCGGGCAAGAAGCACGGCGGGGUAGAGGAGCAGUGCAAGCGGCGCACCGUGCUGACCACCAGUCACUUGUUCCCCUACGUGAAGAAGCGAAUACAAGUCAUAAGCCAGUCGAGCACAGAACUGAAUCCUAUCGAAGUGGCCAUUGACGAGAUGUCCAAGAAAGUUUCUGAGCUGAAUCAGCUUUGCACAAUGGACGAGGUGGACAUGAUCCGACUGCAGCUCAAAGUCCAAGGAAGUGUCAGCGUGAAGGUUAACGCUGGGCCGAUGGCCUACGCACGAGCUUUCCUUGAAGAAACCAAUGCGAAGAGAUACCCUGACAACCAAGUAAAACUUCUGAAGGAAAUAUUCAGGCAAUUUGCAGACGCGUGUGGACAGGCCCUUGAUGUGAAUGAGCGCCUCAUCAAGGAGGAUCAGCUGGAGUACCAGGAAGAGCUGAGGUCCCAUUAUAAGGACAUGCUCAGUGAACUCUCCACAAUCAUGAAUGAGCAGCUUUGUCACGGUCCGUGUCUGUACAGCUUCUGUUCCUCUGUGUCUAGUAUUUCCCUCAGUACUAUAAGCAAAAGUGAUUAUGUGCAGGGACGACCCGUCAAAGCGCGGAGCGGAGCGAACCUGUCCUCGAGUAAUUAGCAGGCCGGCUCCCCCUUUACCCACUGUCUCCAUCUCAGCCAGUGAGGACGCUUGAAGGGAGGUCUACUGCAUCAGACACGCCUCGAAGGGACCCUUCUGAAUUUGUAGCUCAUCUCGGGGAAGAGAAAGACUUAAUUUAUUUGAAGUUUUUAUAGUGUUAAUUUUUUUUUUUUUUUACCUCGCUAGCGUGAGAAUUUCGCCAGCUUUCGGCUUUGCACAUUUCUUAUGAUUUUUUUAUUCCUUUGAGCAGCAUUGAUCAAGCCAAGCUGAAUAUUUGCCGUGAAAUUCCAACGAAUGUGUAGCUCAAAAGCAAACCCUAAGUUUGCUGUCAGUUAUAAUAUGUUCAAUACCAAGUCCUAGUACACAUAUUUUAAAGGUCAAAGUGAAUGUUUUUGUAACAUUUAAGCAUAUUCCAAAUGUAAAUAGAAGAUUGUAAAAUAUAUGGUUUUUACCAAAUUUAAAAGAGCCUUUUUAGUUAAUACUUAUGACAGUGCUAAAGUUAUAUGAAUAACAUUUCAGAUACCAUUAUAUUAAAAUAUUUGUGUAUGUGUACAAACAUGUUGAUAAAUACUAAUCUCUAAAGCUUGUGGAGUUCCUUUAUUUGUAAUAUAUGUGCUCUCAAAAGCAAUGGGAUGUGAAAUUAUGUAUUUUGUUGUUCAUAGAAAUAAAAAAUACAAUUCCUUUGCA